UGGUGGCAACAACUUUUUAGCUCCGAGCUGAGAGAAGCGAAGAAGAGAGACAUGGAUAGAAUAGAUGUGCCCCCCACGGGCCCCAUGGACCUUUCAAUGUCCCUGCUGGAGAUGGGAUGCUCUGGCAGGUUUGAGCUCAUCACACAUCCCCUCUCUGGACAACCUUUAGCUCCACAGAGCACGCUCCCUCACGGGCUUCCCCCCUUCAGCCUGAAGCUGGAGACAGAAGUGGAGAGACAGUUUUUACAGGACCCCGCCUGGCUUCCCAUACAUGACACAGACUUUGCCUUUCAGAAGUUUCUCAAAGUGACUAAGAGAGACAUUAAAGUCGACUCCCUGCUUAAAUGUGCUCCGUCUCCACUCCACUCUGAACUCUCCGUCGUCAGAGAUCCGACCACCGGCAUGCUACUGGACUUCACAGAGGUGCUAUUGGAGAACACCGGUCUCUCUGCAAAGAACUCGCUGUCAUUACAACGACAACCCGGACCUCCUUCAGAGAGCCUUCGAGGAAGCAACACUAACUACCCCUUCCAGCCAGGAGGUAUGGAGGAACUCACUCUGGACCAAAUCAAGAAGAAAUCUGACCUGGAGAAGGACAUAGAUUUUGAAAACGAUUUACUCAGAGUUCCCCCUGGACUUAAAGCAGGGAUGGACUUCACUGACAAAGAUGCCAAGACGGCAAAAGCAGAGGUCAACCUCAUGUCGCUCCUGUCCACGUUUGAUGACAUUCCCGACCUGCAACCUGAGGCAGAGGCGAAGGAGGAAGGUCAAGGAAGCGAGGCAGCUCCUAAACUUCCCCGAACAAACAGCCUUGAAGACCUCGGCAUCAAGGAUGCUGCUGUGUCAUCCUCCUCUCCUCCAGAGAAAGGAAAAGAUGAGAAAUCAAAGCCAGACGAGAAGCCAGCGGAGAAUAAGAAAUGGGCUAUACCUGUUGACAUAACUUCACCCUGCGAUGAUUUCUAUAAACGUAUCCCCAACCCUGCUUUCAAGUGGCCGUUUGAGCUGGAUGUCUUCCAGAAACAGGCUGUGCUGAGGCUGGAGGCUCAUGACUCCGUGUUUGUAGCUGCACACACAUCAGCUGGCAAAACAGUGGUGGCCGAAUACGCCAUCGCCCUCUCACAGAAGCACAUGACGAGGACCAUCUACACCUCCCCCAUCAAGGCCUUGUCCAAUCAGAAAUUCAGAGACUUCAAGAACACUUUUGGAGACGUUGGACUCUUGACAGGCGAUGUCCAGAUCAGUCCUGAAUCUUCAUGUCUCAUCAUGACUACUGAGAUCCUCAGGUCUAUGCUUUACAACGGCUCGGAGGUCAUCAGAGACUUGGAGUGGGUGAUCUUCGACGAGGUUCACUACAUUAACGAUGCCGAGAGAGGCGUUGUGUGGGAGGAGGUUUUGAUUAUGCUUCCCGAUCAUGUCAGCAUCAUUCUCCUGAGCGCCACAGUGCCAAACGCCCUGGAGUUUAGUGAGUGGAUCGGUCGCAUUAAGAAGAGACAUAUUUACGUGAUCAGCACACUGAAGAGACCCGUGCCUCUCGAGCAUCAUCUGUACACUGGAAACAGCACUAAGACUCAGAAAGAAAUGUUCCUUCUGGUGGAUCCUGUGGGCAAUUUCCUCACUAAAGGGUACUACGCAGCAGUCGAUGCCAAGAAGGAACGCACCAGUAAACACGCCCAGUCUUUUGGCACGAAAAGCACUUCUCACAACACCACAGCAAGUCAGGACCGAGCGGUGUGGCUCACACUCCUCCACUUCCUGUCCCAACGGCAGCAGACCCCCGUGGUGGCGUUCACCUUCUCUCGGACGCGCUGCGACGACAACGCCCGCUCGCUGGACUCCAUGGACAUGACCACAUCCAUAGAGAAGGCGGAGAUCCACUCGUUCUUCCAGAAGAGCUUGAGUCGGCUGCGAGGAGGAGACAGACAGCUGCCACAGAUCCUGCUCAUGAGGGACUUGCUGAAGAGAGGAAUAGGGGUCCAUCACAGCGGGAUCCUGCCGAUCCUGAAGGAGGUCAUUGAGAUGCUUUUUUCACGAGGUCUCGUAAAGGUGCUUUUUGCCACUGAGACAUUUGCGAUGGGAGUGAACAUGCCCGCGAGGACCGUGGUGUUCGACAGCAUCAGGAAACAUGACGGGACCGGCUUUAGAAAUCUGCUGCCCGGUGAGUAUAUUCAGAUGGCGGGAAGGGCAGGCAGGAGAGGGCUGGACGCUACGGGCACCGUCAUCAUCCUCUGUAAAGCCGGCGUACACGACAUGUCGGAUCUGCACGUCAUGAUGCUGGGUAAACCCACCAUCCUCCAGUCCCAGUUCAGACUGACCUACACCAUGAUCCUCAACCUGCUGCGUGUGGAGGCCCUCCGAGUGACCGACAUGAUGAGGAGGAGCUUCUCCGAGAGCCACAGAGACACUCAGGCCCAGGAGAAACGGAUCAGCCAUUUGAAGCAGGCGUUGUCCUCUCUACCUCCUCUGGACACUGACGGCCAGCUGUCCGACCUGAUGUCUUACUACCACACCGUGACGGAGCUACGAACCACCACAGAAGCCCUGCAGCGUGCUAUUCUGGAGUCUGUCAGUGGACUGAAAGCUCUGUCUGUGGGCCGAGUCGUGGUCGUCAACAAUAAGCAACAUCUCAACGCUCUGGGAGUUAUCCUACAGGUGUCCAACGACGCUGUGAAUCGCACCUUCACAGCUCUCAUCAUCUGCGAGAAAGGCAACGAGGAAGGGGAAGGAAAAGGCAACGACAUCACUGCUUUCCCUCACCUCUUCAACACAGCGCUCUUUAUACCUGAAGGUCCUUGCAGCCACACGGUGCAAAAACUGAAGCUUCAGGACAUCACCGCCAUCACAGUGAAAACACUCAAGGUGAUUCCCGACAGGAUCAUCGACAACUACAACAAGAGGCAGCAGCCACGAUUCAGGCAUGACCCUCCCGGCCAGGCCAUCUCCACGGCGACCCAGGAGCUCCUGCGUUUGGCCGAGGCCAACCCCAGCGGGAUCGCGAGCCUCGACCCCGUGAACGAUCUCCAGCUGAAGAGCGUUGACGUGGUCGAGGACUCCAUGCGGCUCCGCGUGCUGCGAGACAGCCUCCGAGAAUUCAACUGCAUCCAUUCGCCGACGUUUGCAGAGCAGUUUGCACGAGUCAAGGAGAGGAUGAGUGUGCAGGAGGAGCUGGACAAGCUGCUCUUCCUGGUGUCCGACCAGUCUCUGUCUCUGCUGCCUGAAUAUCACCAGAGGAUCAAGGUGCUUCAGUCCCUCCAGUACGUCGACAGCAGCGGGGCGGUGCAGCUGAAAGGCCGGGUGGCGUGUCAGAUCAGCAGUCACGAGCUGCUGCUGACGGAGCUGCUGUUCGAGAACGUCCUGAGCCCGCUGGCACCUGAGGAGAGCGCCGCCCUGCUGUCCUGCGUGGUGUUCACCCAGAACACGCAGGUGGAGCCGCACAUCACCAACACGCUGCAGGAGGGCAUCGAUCGCGUGCUGUCAGUGGCCAAGCGUAUCGGAGAGCUGCAGAGGGAGUGUGAGAUACCACAGACAGCUGAGGAGUUUGUAGGCCAGUUCAAGUUUGGCCUGACAGAGGUGGUUUACUGCUGGGCCAGAGGCAUGCCGUUCGCAGAGAUCGCCCAGCUGACAGACGUCCAGGAGGGCACGGUGGUCCGCUGCAUCCAGCGUCUGGACGAGGUGCUGAAGGAGGUACGUCAGGCCGCCCGCAUCGUGGGAGACUCCGUCCUGGGGAGCAAGAUGGAGAAGGCCUCCCUGGCCAUCCGCAGGGACAUCGUCUUCACCGCUUCCCUCUACACCCACUGAGAGAGACGGGCAAAGAAAGAAAGAGAGGGAUGGAGGGAGGCGCUGGUGAAUGUGAGAGAACGUGCCGAGGUGCCUGCAGCCAAGUGUGUCUUUGUGUGAAAGGUGUGAGAGUGGAGGAGACGUAUGGAGACAAAGUCCUGUAUGUGCCUACAAUACAUGUUGAUGAUGUUUACAAGAGAUAUUCCUGACCGUGAAAAAAAAAAGGAGAAAGGGAAUCAUUUUUAAACACCAGACCAAAGUACAAGACUGUAGGAAUGAAAUCUGGAUUGUAAUUUAUUGUACAGGAUUAAAAAUGUAUCCAAAAAAAACAA
Molecule: messenger RNA, 4106 nt
Organism: Scomber japonicus (chub mackerel)
Lineage: Eukaryota; Metazoa; Chordata; Actinopteri; Scombriformes; Scombridae
Gene: skic2
Product: SKI2 subunit of superkiller complex
Exons: 29
Coding region: 52-3795 (1247 amino acids)
Biological process (GO): nuclear-transcribed mRNA catabolic process, 3'-5' exonucleolytic nonsense-mediated decay
Cellular component (GO): Ski complex
Molecular function (GO): RNA helicase activity; ATP binding; RNA binding
Source: RefSeq, a predicted model, not a curated record